Messenger RNA from Puntigrus tetrazona (Sumatra barb), 2985 nucleotides. RefSeq names its product cornichon family AMPA receptor auxiliary protein 2 (gene cnih2). Lineage: Eukaryota; Metazoa; Chordata; Actinopteri; Cypriniformes; Cyprinidae. The transcript is spliced from 7 exons. Gene Ontology annotation, biological process: regulation of AMPA receptor activity; vesicle-mediated transport. Gene Ontology annotation, cellular component: synapse; dendrite. The record is from RefSeq and is a predicted model, not a curated record. The coding region runs from base 657 to 1139 and encodes 160 amino acids.
CCCAGAUUGAUGGGAGGAAAAUGAGGGGAGAGAGGACAGACAUACACAGACUUGCGCCGCUGCUUCAGAAAACACAGAUUGCAUACCGAGGACAUUCAUCCUCCGAUGUGCCCACAAGAUAUUUUUUAAGGUGUUCUGCUGUAAAUAAGGUGUGUGGACCCAGUGUGCAGCACUAAUCUUAGAGACGGGGGAGGGGAGCGAUUCUCCACAUACAUACAAACCCCCCUCUGCCAAUCAGAGAGAAAGACUGAGAGGGAGAAGGAGAGCAAGUGAAGGAACAGGGGAGACGGCAGAGAGACUGAAAAGAGGAAACAGCUCAAGCAGUUAUCUUAGGUGGACAGAGAGAAAGAAUUAUACACGAACACACACUGUCCAGCCACACGUUACAAGGCGCUCCAGCCAGCGGAGGCGGAUAACCAGCCAGACGCCUCAUAUCUGCAGCUCCAGACCAAGAAGAUUCCUCUCGAAUUCUCUCCCGACUUCAUCCUAAGCUGGACCGCGAGCUUUAAGGGGAGAGACAGAAGAAGAGGGAAGUGCUUUGCAACUUCCUCGAAGGGGUGAGAGUGUAAGGAGAGUGACAGAGAGAGAGAGAGCAGGGGAAAUCUCCCCCUCGCCCUCUCUCGACCCAGAUCACCGUCAGGCUGGCUGGCACAGCCAUGGCCUUCACCUUUGCGGCCUUUUGCUACAUGUUAACACUCGUGUUGUGCGCUGCCCUCAUCUUCUUCGUCAUCUGGCAGAUUAUCGCUUUUGAUGAGCUGCGCACAGACUUCAAAAAUCCCAUCGAUCAGAGCAACCCCACCAGAGCGAGGGAAAGAAUAUUGAACAUUGAGAGAAUCUGCAACCUCCUCCGAAGGCUGGUGGUUCCAGAGUAUUCCAUCCACGGGCUGUUCUGUCUGAUGUUCAUGUGUGCAGGGGAGUGGGUGACUCUGGGCCUUAACAUCCCCCUGCUCCUCUAUCACCUCUGGAGGUUUUUCCACCGUCCUGCAGAUGGGUCUGAGGUUAUGUAUGAUCCAGUGAGUGUGAUGAAUGCAGACAUUCUGAAUUACUGCCAAAAAGAGUCCUGGUGCAAGCUAGGCUUCUACCUUCUCUCCUUUUUCUACUAUCUGUACAGUAUGGUGUAUGCUUUGGUCAGCUUCUAAGGGAUCAAAUGAAGUACAGAUGAUUGUGAAAGGAAGGAGAAAACGACAGAAUAAAGACCAAGCUAUGUCGCGCUCUCCUCUCCCUCAUCCUCAGACCUUGUUCAGCUCCUCCUCAGAUCUCCUGGGUGGGGAUGGACGAUGGACAGAUGUAGAAAAAGCUCAAGACAAGGAGGCAUUUAAAGCCGUCAAUCUAAACCUGCCUCAAUUACUGCCAUUUAAAAAAAAACAAACAAAAAAAAACAAGUGGAGAUGUGGACCAAAAGAAAACGAGUGCAAUAGAAAGAGAGAAAUAUGGUGAACAAAAGACUCAGGCAGUGUAGAUGUUUUGUAACACCAUUGAAUUUCUCAAGGGCUGCUGAAAAUUUCCACUGCUCAUAGCAACAAAUGGUUCUUAAUGUCUAUGAAGAGACACGUCAAGUGCUACUGAGGCCAAUACAGAAUGUGUUAUCUUGAAUUUUAAAUCAAUAGACCGUGGACUUUGUCGCAACGUCUUUUUCUUCACAUAACUUAUGUCAAAGUAUUUAAUUACUGCUAAGUAUUUGCUAUUUCAGUAUUUGUGGUAGAUAAAUGUACCCUGUAUGUAGAGGUACGAUAUAACAAUUGAUUAAAUUCUGAAUAUAUGGCUCAGUUGUUGCAGUUCGGUCAGGGUAGUUCUAUUAGUGUCCUUAAACAACCGCACAAGAAGUCUAUUUUUACGUAAAAUCUGAUGGUGACGUUUACAAAGACAUUUCAAAGCAAAUCAACCAAUGAGAUAAGUAUCACAAACCGGGGAAACUGUUUGAGCAGCAUCACAUCUGAGGACUGACACCCCAUGUUCCGGAUUCAUCCGUCAUGGGCUGCGGCGAGGACGAGCGGUGAAGCAGAACGGCAGACUCUUAAUUGAGACGGGCGUGCAGGACGGGCCGUAUACCGGAGGGAGGAGCGAUCUGACCCCAACCUCUGCCGGAGUUCAAAUACUCGAUAGACUGUGACGAAUCAUAAAAGCACUUUUGGAAUGCCAACAGAUGAACUGUAGCAAACAACAGAGGAAGACUCAUUUGCGUUGAGUGGGCUGAUGCGCGCGAGACAGCCGGACACAGCGGACCGUGAUGCAGAUGAUCGAGACACUGGUGUCGGAAACGUUCGCCGAUGAUGUUUUGGACAGUGGACCGAAGAUGGCGGACUCGCAUCGAAUACAAACUUUUCAGGCAAUCUUCUGCGUUAGAUUAUAUCCGACAUUUAAUGCCACUCUGUUCCGUGUAUUAUAGGGCCUCUCGAUUUGCCUCACCUGGAGUUCCCGUGUUGUGCCGUGUCCAUCAGUCUGCUAAACAAGUAGAUUAAUGAUUAUUUACCUAAGCUGUGUGUAGUUCUGGCUUUGUAGAUGAAUAGAGUGGCCGAACGUAUCUCUCAUGAGCCGCUUCACUAGCUAGAACGGCUUCGUAUUCAACUUAAAAGCAAGCAAUUUAAUAACGACACAGUCUGAGUGCUUUCUGGCAACAUUGCCUAUCUGGUUCGAACUCCCGGGUCUUCUUUCCAACUUGGCUCUGACUUGAUGUACCCUCAAAAAUGUGAAUAUAUAUAUCCUGGACAAUCGCUAAUAGCACAGGAAUGUGGGCUGAGAGACAGCUGACUGGGUCUUCAUUAUAGACGUCAUCACUGAAUGUCUUUUUGUGAUUAAUAUUAGUUCACAUGCAGUAUCUACAUUUAAGAAUACCUGCAUGAUUAUGUCUUUUAUACAUGAUUCAUUAAUGUACGCUACAGCACCUUUGGUAACUUUAUGGUCUGUAUUCAGCUGAAUACAACCAAAUAUCUUAUAUACUCCAAAAGCAAUUACACAUGUUCUAAUAAAACGAUGUUGCCAAAAAAA